Cucumis sativus (cucumber) is the source of this 3562-nucleotide messenger RNA. Its product is annotated as type IV inositol polyphosphate 5-phosphatase 7. Lineage: Eukaryota; Viridiplantae; Streptophyta; Magnoliopsida; Cucurbitales; Cucurbitaceae. Gene Ontology annotation, molecular function: phosphatidylinositol-4,5-bisphosphate 5-phosphatase activity; inositol-polyphosphate 5-phosphatase activity; phosphatidylinositol-3,4,5-trisphosphate 5-phosphatase activity. The coding region runs from base 1003 to 2691 and encodes 562 amino acids. Gene Ontology annotation, biological process: phosphatidylinositol dephosphorylation. The transcript has 14 exons. The record is from RefSeq and is a predicted model, not a curated record.
AUUUGAACUUUUUCCAAACCCCUUUGUUUUUUUCUUUUUUAAUUACCAUAAUCAUGUUUAAUUGAAUAUCAGUGACGUAAAUCCAAGGUUCGAGGUUACUAAAUCCUUAAAAAUCAUUGAUGGGUUCUGAAGUGUAAAGGCAGCUUUUUUCUAUUAUUCAUCGCUCUUUCUUCCAUUUGAUCUCCUCAAAAACUACACUUUUCAAGAAGAAUUUGGGGUUUUUCGAGUAUUAGUCGUGAAGCAUUGCAAAAGUGCUUCUUGUUGAUUAGAUAGCACUAUUGAGAUGAAGGGGUCGAAUCUUACAGAAAGAAGUAAAAUUUGAGACAACCCCAUUUGAGGAAGGUAAAAAAAUUGAGAGAUAAAAGAAUGAUUUGUCAAUGUAGUUUGGAAUCGUUAAGUGGGUACCCCAUAUUCAAGCGAAAGCUUCGGGUUUGUGCCUUUUGCAACUGGUUUUGGUGGACCAUAAUGAGAAGAAGGAGGAGGAGAUUGAUGCAAACUCGCCUUCAAUGGACCACUGAGUCUAUACUGUUCAAUUUUGUACUUGGGGGGUUAUUUUGGAGAGGCCAUUUAGAUGAAGUGAAAAGAAGUUUGAUAAAUCAACUUAUUCCUCUUUCUCUUUCUUCUCUCUUUUUUUACAGCAUUGUUUUCUCCUGAUUCAGAAUCUGGGUCAUUAUUGCUUCUUACGCUUAUCAAGUUUGGUUUCACUUUCUUUUUCCCUUUUCUGUUUGAGAAAAUGUAUGUUUCCUUUUGUUUCUCUGUUGGAUUUUUUUUUUACUUAGUUUGUUUUGGUGAUUUGAGGGACAUAUGAGUAGCAAAACAGGGAAACUUGGUUGGAUUGCAUGUCAUUAUAUUGAACUUCAAAGCUAACCUGCCAUUUUGGGAAGGGAAAUCCCACUUGGGUUUCUCUCUCUUUCUCUUUCUUUUUCUUCUGACCACAACUUAUUAACCUAGAGAUAGUUCUAAAAGAUAACAGAGGAAGCUGCAUGAAGAAUCAGAGAAACAAUGAGCGAUGAGAAUUCAAAGAAAAGCAAGCUUUCAUGGUCCAAGAAGAUGGUUACUAAAUGGUUCAAUAUCAAGAGCAAAAGUGGAUGUGGAGAUUAUCAGACAGAUCAUGGUGCUUAUGAAGAUAAAUCUAGUAAGAGCAUAGAGCAUAGCCAGCAUGGACGUAUGAAUAUCGACGAUCCUUGCAUAGAUGUUCAGAACUAUAGCAUUUUCGUUGCUACAUGGAAUGUUGGUGGCAGAUCCCCUCCUAGUAAUCUAAGUUUAGAAGAUUGGCUUCAUACCUCAGCCCCUGUAGACGUUUAUGUACUUGGAUUUCAAGAGAUAGUACCACUGAAUGCUGGUAAUGUGUUGGGCGCAGAGGACAGCGGCCCUGCCAGGAAAUGGCUAACCCUCAUUAAGAAGACGCUAAACAAUCAUCCUGGAACAAGUGGAGAUAAAGUGUGCUACAUGCCAUCUCCAAUCCCUGAGCCGUUCAUAGAAUUAAAUGAUGAAUUUGGGGAAUCAUUGAGGCUGAAGACCUCAUCUUACUCUCGUCGUCGAUCUUUUCAUACAAUGAAUAGUGGAAGACCAUCUAACGAGCAGUCAACUGCACUGCCUCAAUUUGAUAGAAGAUUUAGUGUCUCUAAUCAUGUGAUCUUCGACCACCGGCCUAGUGACUAUGAAUCCAGUUUCAGAUGGGGACACAGGCUAAGCAACUAUGCUAGGCAAAGUGAUUAUUGUGGGCAAAGCAAUGACUCAAGGCUAAGUGACUAUUCCAAAUGGGGAUCGUCCGAAGAUGAUGGAUGCCAUGGGGAUUUGACAAAUGAAACUUCAUUCUCACCACCGUUGUAUAAUGGAUCCACAUCCAAGGAAGAUGAACACAAGGUGUUGGGACGUUCACGGUAUUCCUUGGUUUUUAAUAAACAAAUGGUUGGCAUUUUUCUCACUAUAUGGGUCAGGAGUGAAUUGAAGGAUAGCAUACGGAACAUGAAAGUAUCUUGUGUUGGUCGAGGAUUGAUGGGCUACCUAGGAAAUAAGGGAUCAAUUUCAGUUAGUUUGUCUUUGCAUCAAACAAGUUUUUGCUUCAUCUGUAGUCACUUAACCUCAGGACAGAAACAGGGUGAUGAGUUAAGAAGGAAUUCUGAUGUAAUGGAAAUCCUGAAGAAGACCCGGUUUCGGUGUGAUCGAGGUUUGCCUCAUCAGAAGUCACCCCAAACAAUCCUUGAGCAUGAUCGAGUUAUCUGGUUUGGGGAUUUAAAUUAUCGAAUCGCUCUAUCUCACCGCUCUGCCAAGGCACUUGUUGAGAUGCAAAAUUGGAGAGUAUUGCUUGAGAAUGAUCAGUUACGUAAUGAGCAGAAUUAUGGUAGAGUGUUUGUUGGAUGGAAUGAAGGGAAUAUAUAUUUUCCACCCACUUACAAAUACUCGAAUAAUUCAGACCAAUUCUCUGGGGACGGUAUGUACUGGAAGGAGAAACGUAGGACUCCUGCUUGGUGUGACCGGAUAUUGUGGUAUGGACAAGGUCUCCAUCAGUUAUCGUAUGUCCGGGGUGAAUCUCGGUUUUCAGAUCAUAGACCUGUUUAUGGGAUAUUUUGUGCUGAGGUAGAGUCAAACCAAGGCCAGUUAAAGAAAAACAUGAGUUCUAGUUCCAAGAUUGAUGUGGAGGAGCUUUUACCAUAUACUCAUGGAUAUACUGAACUUAACUUCUACUGAAAGAGUGUAAUUGCUGGCACUGGUGUUUAUUGGCAGGAAAUUCUGAAUCUUUGGUCAAUCCGGUCCAUAUGCUUUGAAGUUCUUUACCAAAUUGCAGCUAUGAUGGUGAAGCAAACUUCAAACAGUUCCCCAAAAAUCUUUCAUGGAGGAUGUUAAAAUUGUUGGAAUUGGGUUGGAUUACAGAGCCACAGUGUUUUCCAACAGAUGUUUCUCAGUUUUUGCCAGCCAAAUAACAGGCAAAUGAAUACGCCAUACGGUCUAUGCCACCCCUCUUUGAAAUUUUCGACAUUCGGGGUACUACCAGCGUUCUCAAAAAAUGGAACCAAAAAUAGGGACAGCUAGAGCUAUUCGGGGGGAAACGGGUUGAAGAAUGAUCUUGAAAUGUUGGAAUGUUCGAUACAGAAGUACUGUGAGCCCAAUGCAUCAACCGGAAAACCUUAUAUUGUACUUCCAUUUGAAGCUGUAGGAUGGUCUGCUGGUCAAUUUAAACCAAUCCCAGAAACCGGGAAGUUUUUUUUUGUAAGCAUGUGUAGAUUUAUACCUCCAACCUCAUAGAAAUGCAUACCAAAUGCUGUCGAGGAAGAUCGAGAAUAGUCCAUUUUCUAUGAAGAGUUGAGAAACCUAAUGUGUUUAAUGAUCUACUGUACAUCAGCCCAAUCUCUAGGAAAAUGUAUGGCAUUUUACUUUGUUCAUAUUUUCCCAGUUAUUUCCAAUAGUGGCAAAGCAAUCCAAGAAAGUUGAAUGAUUAGAAAGGUCCAACAAGAUUUGUGGCUCAAGAUAAAUAUGUCCUAAAGAUAUGACUAUCAUUCGUUUGUUUGUCCAAAAUUUGAACUUGGUUCUUAUGGUUAUAGAAAAACUCAAAAAAAGAAAA